AUGUCCUCGCCGUUUGCUGCAUUGAUAGACCAAAACAUACAUGUUGUGCCCUCCUUCACGUUGGAAUCUGGCAGGGUUCUUAACCAAGUGCCUAUCGCGUACAAAACAUGGGGAACACUGAACGAGGCUAAGGAUAACGUGAUGAUUAUCUGUCACGCAUUCACCGGUAGCGCAGAUGUUGAGGACUGGUGGGGCCCGCUCAUGGGUCAUGGCAAAGCCUUUGACUCCAACCGCUUCUUUAUUUUUUGUGGGAACGUUAUGGGCUCACCUUACGGUUCUGCGUCUCCUGUUACCGUCAACCCUGAGACAGGGAGGUCGUAUGGUCCAGAAUUCCCUGCAACUACUAUCCGAGAUGAUGUCCGCGUGCAGAAGCUGGUGCUUGACGAGCUGGGCGUUACGUCGGUAGCGGUUGCCAUUGGCGGCUCUAUGGGAGGAAUGGAGAUUCUCGAGUGGCCGUUAUGUACCCCACCAGGCUACGUCCGGCACAUUAUACCCAUCGCAACGUCCGCGAGACACUCAGCGUGGUGCAUUAGCUGGGGCGAAGCACAGCGCCAAAGUAUCUACAGUGACCCGACGUAUGAAGAUGGGUAUUACAAGUCACAGCCUGCGUCUGGUCUAGCUGCGGCUAGAAUGGCCGCAUUGUUGACCUAUCGCUCGCGUGAUUCAUUCGAAAGCCGAUUUGGACGCAAACCACAAAAGUCUGCCAUUCCAACUCCCCCACGCUCUCCAACUAUGUCCCCUGCUGAUGACGCACUGGCAGCACACAACGACGGGUCCCGCAACACGAAGAUACGCGGAGCAUUAGACAGCUCCGUUUCAUCACCAAUCGGGACCCCGCUGUCAUCUCGCUCCCUAACUCCACCUCCACGACCGCCAGUAUUCUCGGCACAAUCAUAUCUGCGGUACCAAGGAGAGAAAUUCAUUUCACGCUUCGAUGCAAAUUGUUACAUUCACAUUACCCGCAAAAUGGAUACACACGACGUGUCACGGGAUCGGCUGCUUCCCAACGAAGACGAAUCGCAUGCUCUCGCUCGAGUAUUGUCUACCCUACCUCGACGGGCGCUCGUCAUCGGCAUACAGACGGACGGGCUGUUCACACCGUCUGAGCAGCGCGAGAUUGCGGAGCAUAUACCCGAGGCGGAGUUGGUGAUUAUCCCUUCGCCGGAGGGGCAUGACGGCUUCUUGCUGGAGUUUGAGCUUAUUAACGGCCACAUCAUGCGAUUCUUGAAACGCGAGUUUCCGGAAUACUACCGGACAAGCGCAGGUACGGCCGUGGCGGAGGAGCCAUUGGAAGGGUUCGAGAUCAAAAAGACAAGCCUGUUCGGGGAGGCGGAAGCAGAUAUCACGCGAUGGUAG
This is a messenger RNA of Sparassis crispa, 1356 nucleotides long. RefSeq names its product Homoserine O-acetyltransferase. The record is from RefSeq and is a predicted model, not a curated record. Gene Ontology annotation, molecular function: homoserine O-acetyltransferase activity. Gene Ontology annotation, biological process: L-homoserine metabolic process. Lineage: Eukaryota; Fungi; Basidiomycota; Agaricomycetes; Polyporales; Sparassidaceae. The coding region runs from base 1 to 1356 and encodes 451 amino acids. The transcript has 3 exons.